Acytostelium subglobosum LB1 is the source of this 615-nucleotide messenger RNA. RefSeq lists its product as hypothetical. The record is from RefSeq and is a predicted model, not a curated record. The coding region runs from base 1 to 615 and encodes 204 amino acids. NCBI's taxonomy places the organism in Eukaryota, Evosea, Eumycetozoa, Acytosteliales, Acytosteliaceae. The transcript is spliced from 2 exons.
AUGGCACACUUUGCACAGUACUUCAAAGGCCCAAUGGCGGUCUUCUCAUCUUAUGCAGUGGCUAUCAAUGCUAGUGCCGUAGGUCUAUUCUACUAUGACAAGCAACAGGCCAUUCAACACAAGUGGCGUGUUCGUGAGAGUACCCUACACAUCACUGCCCUACUAGGUGGAUGGGUCGGUGGAAUGUUUGCCAUGGAGGCAUUCAAACAUAAGAGAGCAAAGCAAUCAUUCAAGAAUACAUACUAUGUAGCAGUUGGUGGCAAUAUAGUAUUACUUACAGGCUUUGCAUACUUGUUCAGAAAGAGUCCACACUUGUUGCCACCUUUCUUGAAGAAGUACUCAAGUAGCCAGAUGAUUCGUAGUCAGCCACAAACACUCGCUCAAAGAAUGGAGCAACAACAACAACAUCUACAAAGACAUGAUCAGUUUAUCGAACAAAAGAACAUUGAACUACAUCAACAAAGGAAACAACAAAGGAGACAUCAUCAACAACAACAACAACAACAAACUAAUGUUGUUGACAACACAGCAUCAUCAUCAUUCCAAGUCCAGGACCGACCGGACAAUGGCAAACAGCGCAACAAUAGAAGGAGGAAUAAUAAUAAGAACAAUUAA